This is a messenger RNA of Paralichthys olivaceus (Japanese flounder), 3922 nucleotides long. Lineage: Eukaryota; Metazoa; Chordata; Actinopteri; Pleuronectiformes; Paralichthyidae. The record is from RefSeq and is a predicted model, not a curated record.
AUGAAUGAGAGGAUGAAUCAGACGCUGAUCCCUCUGUUUGAUGAAGACACUGGUUUGCUCGUACUGGCCGGACUGGGAGACACGGUGAUUGAUUGCUUCGAAGUCUCUUCCUCUGAGCCGCUCCUCUCUCCAGUGAGCCACUGUCUCGUGGAUAACUCAACACGAGGCGCUGCCAUGGUUCCCAAACCGUCGUUGGAUGUGAUGUCCUGCGAAGUGAUGCGUGUGCUGCAGCUGACGAACAGCUGCAUUGUGCCAGUCAGCUAUCAAGUCCCUCGCAAGCAUUCAGGCCAGGAGUUUCAUGAUGAUCUUUUCCCAGACACGGUGGGUGCGACUCCUGCCAUGUCUGCAGAGGAGUGGUGGCAGGGAGGGAACAAGCAGGUGGAGAAAGUCAGCCUCCACCCAGACCGACAGCCCAAACCAAAGGCUUCAACGGCAAAACAGAUGCCUGCAAAGAAGGAGGCGGCCAGUGUGGGGAGCAAAGAGGAUCCGGCUCAUGGCUGCUCCACCUCCAGUAGUCCUCUGAGUACUCCAGGCAGCAGCGCAGACCCAUCCCGCUCUCCCUCCUCCACCUCCGGCCUCUCCUCAGGCUUCCUCCCCAGCCCCAGUCCCAGCCAGAGUGCCAAGGCCAUCCAGAGCAUGCUGGGGCCGACCUCCAAGUUCCGCCACAUCCAGGGUGCAGUGAUGCACAGGGACACGCACAUCACUAACAUACGCGGUCUCAAUCUGACCACGCCAGGCGAGUGUGACGGCUUUUGUGUAAACCGCCAACGUUUGGCAGUGCCCCUCGCCAUCUCUGGGGGCCAGAUCGCCAUAUUUGAGCGCUCUCAGCCUGGCAGGCAACCAGACACAGCUCUGCCCACCAUCCAGAACUCUGUGAAUGUGGCCGACUUCUCUUGGGACCCCUUUGACACACACAGGCUUGUUGUAGCUGGUGAUGAUGCUAAGAUCCGGGUGUGGCAGGUACCAGAGGGAGGACUGAAAGAGACCCUGACUGAGCCUGAGCUCAUCUUGCAAGGCCACACAGAGAAGAUUUACUCAAUCAAGUGUCACCCUCUGGCCAGUGGAGUCCUGGUGUCGUCAUCCUACGAUCUCACGGUCAGACUGUGGAACCUGGAGAGCGGAGACGAGGUCAAAAUCCUCACUGGACACCAGGAACAGGUUUUUAGUAUGGCGUGGAGCCCAGACGGGAAGCUCCUGGCCACAGUGUGUAAAGAUGGGAAAGUUCGUAUCUAUGAUCCGCGCAAGUCCACUUCACCUGUGCAGGAAGGCCCUGGUCCCGACGGCCCCCGGGGAGCUCGUAUACUGUGGGUGUGUGAGGGCAAGUACCUGCUGGUGUCAGGAUUUGACAGUCGCAGUGAGAGACAGCUCUGCCUGUACUCCGCUGACUCCCUGUCCUCCGGAACCAUAGCCAGGAUUCAAGUAGACAUCUCCCCCUCCACACUCAUCCCUUUCUAUGACCCCGACAACAGCGUGGUCAUCCUCACUGGAAAAGGUGAUACUCGAGUGCACGUUUAUGAGAUAGUCACUGAAGAGCCGUACUUUAUGGAAUGCAGCAGUUUUAUGUCUCCUGAGCCGUUGAAGGGCUUGGCCUUUCUCCCAAAGACAGAGUGCAGUGUGCGUGAGGUGGAGAUAGCUGUAGGUCUGAUGCUGACCAAGACAGCUGUAGAGCCUGUCGCCUUCAGAGUGCCACGGGUCAAGAAAGAGUUUUUCCAGGAUGAUGUGUUCCCUGACACGGCAGAAUGGUGGAAACCAGCCCUGACCGCCUCCGCCUGGCUGUCCGGCUCCAACGGCCAACACAAGAAGAUCAGCCUGAAGCCCAAAGACAUGACACCAGUGAGCGAAGCCCCCAAAGAGGCUCCGGUUAGGAAAUACAUGCCCUCGUCUUUUUACCUGGAGGAGAAGACAGAUGAACAGAAGAAAGACGAGCUGCUCAGUGCCAUGGUGGCCAAGUUGGGGAACAUGGACGAACCGUUGCCACAGGAGUCGUUCGAGGGAGUCGACGAAGACGAGUGGGAUGACUAAAGAGGGGCGUUGUCUCGCUUUGGCUCAAUCAUGGUGCCAACAAACAGCGUGGAGGGACCAGUCUUGUGCAACAGUGCCACCCAGAAUGCCUCAGUCUACCGCACAAAUAAAAAAUACUGCACAAUGUGAACAAAUCUUCAGCCAAGUCGACCAAUAACAAACCUCCUGAUAUGACCACUGUAUGCAUCACAAUAUCCGUUCAGGUUUAAAAAAAAAAUCAAAUGUCACGAUGUGUAGCUGAUGUUGAUCAUAUCAAACUUAAUGAAAUGUGAUAUGACAAUGACUAAUUAUUAUUAGAUAUUUUAAAAAAUCACUCUGGGAUGAAUUUGAUUUAUAAUAGCUUUCCAAUGUUUAUGUAAACUGCAAAAUUAUGUCACUCCGUUGUGAUAUUUAGGAGAAAAAAAGAAAUGUGUUGUACUGUUUCAUUAUGGAUCAGUGAAUAGAAAUCAUGUGUCAGAAAAGCUCAAACAUAUUUCUGGUCAGUGCAAGGUAACUUCCUAGCAAUAAUACUUCUGCUUUAUGCUACACUAGUAAACUCUCAGUAAAUGAAAACCAUAGACUGUAAAUAAAGAUGGACGACGUGUUUCAACUUCUUUCAUGAUAAACAAAUGAAACCAAAAUAUCGCACAUAUUAACACCCCCAUCUUCUGCAGCAUUUGCUUAAUGGCUAUAGGAGGUUGGGAUCAGGACCUAUACUUCAUCCGGCCACCGGGUGGCGAUCAAGACAUUUUGGCUUCAUGUCGUCCAUUUUCAUAUACAGACUAUGGACUACGAUCAAUGAUAUUAAAAUAAUUGAUGAGUAUUUUAUUCUUGCUCCUGUUUAUGUCUGUGUUAAGUAGCCAUGUUUUAAGCAUGAUAACACAUUCUGAGUCUGAUUUAAAUAACAAUGGCGCCCUCUUGUGUCAGGACACCUCCGCAUGUAUCGUUGUGUACAACCUCGUAAACUUUGUGGACAUUUGCCUCCACGGUGGACCACUCGCCUGCUUUUUCUAGUCACAAUGUGUCUAUAAACAAAUGUAUGUUGCUAAUAAAAUGAGUUAGGAAAUAAUAUGUGAGCAUCACAAAACACCUUGUCUUCCUGUUCAGUCAGGUAACACACACACACACACACACAGACACACUAUUACUGUAACACAUUCAAGCCUUCAACAGCAAAAACCACACAGGGAAUACAACAGGGUCACCAGUGCUCAUGUUUGACCAUGAACUGGAAUUUCUACAUUCACAUUCACUUCUCCUUGUUAGACAAUGUUACUAAAUAUGUGAUGCUGUAUUUGUGCCAGUUAGAUUUGAAUGUUUAGUCUUAUGUAUAAGUAAGGGUUAAGGGUCAACAAAAAAAUGUAAUGUUGUUAUGCAUCGAAGCCAAACCACCUCCUUUUUUUUUUUUACAGAUGAUUCUUCUUUUUCUCUCUCCUUUGCUGGAUGGUGGCGUUUUUAAUCAAUCUUUGGAAUUCUGUUUUAUUUUUCAGACUGUUCGGGGGGGAGAUCCUCUCAAAAUUCUUAUCUUAGGCGUAUGUAAUCAUGGUGUUAAUUAGACAAUGACAGUACAGUAUUGGUAACAUACAGCCAUAACAGCUAUCGUGUUAUUUCUAAUCAGGGCUACAGCAAUGUCGUCAAUAAUCCAGGCGGAGUUUGACGCGUAACCCGACCAGUUCAGCCAUGCAUGAUCGUGCACAUCAUGUUGUACACAUGAACUGCAGGUGUUGUCAGUGCUUGUGCCGCGUAAACUGUGUGUGCUUGUGAUAUUUGGGUUGGAUUGACUUGCCUUCUAUUGUGUUUCAAAAGAUCUUCCUUUUUAUACAGUGAGUGAAGGUGUGUUGUUUUUUUUGUAUCACUUGAUUAAAGGUUGGUGGAUUUUUUUUUCCAAUAUUGUCUUUCAAUAAACACUUUUUGCAAUCAU